AUGCUUGCGGAGUUGAUUGAAUUACAAGAAUUUGAAGCAUCGGAAGAUCGUAUUUGGUGCGUAGCUUGGAAUCCAACAGGAACAUUACUUGCAUCGUGUGGUUCAGACAAAGUAAUCAAACUUUGGGGACGUGAAGGAGAACGAAAUUGGGUAUGCAAAAGUACCAUCACUGAUGGUCAUACACGAUCGAUUCGAUCCGUUGCUUGGUCAUUUUGUGGCAAUCGCUUGGCAUCGGCAGGUUUCGAUGCGAAAGUCUCGGUGUGGGAGAGAGAUGGUCAAGAUUUUGUCUUACAAACAACAUUAGAAGGACACGAGAACGAAGUUAAAGAUGUGGCAUUCUCUCGUAGCGGACUUUACUUGGCAACAUGUGGACGGGAUAAAAGCGUUUGGAUUUGGGAAUAUAACGAAGAAGAGAAUGACUUCGCUUGUGCUGCCGUUUUAACAACACAUACACAAGAUGUUAAGCAUCUCAAAUGGCAUCCACAGAAAGAUGUUUUAGCUUCGUGCAGCUAUGACGAUACAAUCAAAAUGUUCGUUGAAGAUAACGAUGAUUGGACUUGUGCAAGCAGUUUAGAAUCGCAUAAAUCAACAGUUUGGUCGUGUGAUUUUGAUGUCACUGGGAAACGAUUAGUGUCUUGUAGUGAUGAUAAAACUGUGAAAAUUUGGCAUGCCUAUGAAAAAAAUAAUCGAGAAGGUAUACGUUCACCGAGUGGAGUCUAUCCAGUUUGGAAAUGUGUAUGUACAAUCAGCGGUUAUCAUACACAAGCGAUCUACGAUGUAAAAUGGUGUUCCUUGACCGGUUUGAUUGCCACGGCGUCCGGUGAUAACGCAAUUCGUAUCUUUCGCGAAGAAGAACGACAGCAAAUGGAUGCUCCUCCAAGUUUUUCAUUAGUUGCUUCCAAUACACAUGCACAUCUGCAAGAUGUGAAUCGUAUAUCAUUCAAUCCCAAAGAAGCCGGUCUACUGGCAUCGUGUUCAGACGAUGGCACGAUCAAACUAUGGCGAAUUGAACAGAGACCUUCUUGA
Adineta ricciae is the source of this 1026-nucleotide messenger RNA. The record is from the annotation of a GenBank genome assembly. NCBI's taxonomy places the organism in Eukaryota, Metazoa, Rotifera, Eurotatoria, Adinetida, Adinetidae.